GCUGGCUGUCAAAGGGAUUGAAGUAAACGUCAAAACAAAUUGACGUGGAUGUCUCGCCCGCGAUGAUGGUAUCAUAAUCCUCAUAAUCGAAGGAAAAUACCGAAAAUGGAUGACUGAUAACGUGAAAGGGUCGCCCCGCACGCAUUGUAUACAACAACGACCGCCCGCCGCAUAAGUUUACGUACACGACGCCAAAGACGCCGCAUCGCCAAUCCAUCAACUGGCAUAAUUCGGCUUGCAUUUGUACAAAUAUUAGAAUAUAAUCAUGGAUGAGGAUUUAUUAUCACCAGGGAGUAGCAAAAAAAGUGUAGUGUCACAGGCAUGGACUCGAAUUUCACAGAUAUAUCAAAGUCAGCUGGAUAGUUGGACGCCGUAUCCAAAAGGUCGUUGGGGUGGCGCUCUAGCGCUGCUCGUGCUUUUCUCCUUCCGCAUCAUCAGCAAGCAGGGAUGGUACAUAGUCACCUACGCCCUCGGCAUUUACCAUUUAAAUCUAUUUAUUGCAUUUUUAACGCCAAAAAUCGAUCCAGCGAUGGACUUUGAUGCUGAAGAAAAUGGUCCAGAGCUGCCUACGAGAGCAAACGAAGAGUUCCGGCCGUUCAUCCGCCGCCUGCCCGAAUUCAAGUUCUGGUAUUCCGUCACGAAAAGCACGCUGUUUGCGCUGUUCUGCACGCUGUUCGACUGCUUCAAUGUGCCGGUGUUUUGGCCAAUUCUCGUCAUGUACUUCUUCACACUGCUGUGCAUCACGAUGAAGCGCCAGAUCCGACACAUGAUCAAGUAUCGUUAUCUGCCGUUCACGCACGGCAAACCCAAGUACCAGGGGCACGAAGACACGGGGAAGGUGGUCGGCGGCGCCAAUUGACCCCGCGGAUGUUUAUAAAAUAUAAGUUUUCAAUCUAGCAUAACAGACGGGCGUAAACGUACACGCGUGCACGUGUACAAUGAACGAUUCACGCUAGCGAUUACUUUCACUUAAAACAUUGAUGAAUAAAUUUCAACAUUAGAUACGUGUUUCUACAGAUGCAUACGCAGUCGGAUUGCGGGCAUAGUCAUGGAGCAAAUGGGGAACUUUAACUUGUAACUAGCAAACAUAAAAUGUAUUAUUUCGACAUAAGUUGUUUAUACCGCGAGUUGUUUUCUUGGUGUUUUUCGUUAUUCCUACCUUUGUUGGAAGAGUGUGUAUUAGUAUCAUUUGUAUUUGUACACUUAAUUUUCAAUUUACGUGUAAAUAAACUUCAAACACUUACACAAUUUAUAUAAAGUGAUUUGUAUUAUGGAUAAUAUUAUUAAAUUUUUAAAAUAUGCAGAAAAAAUGACAGUAACGCGAAAUAUCCACUGUGCAAUGCAUAAAAAACCAAA
Dalotia coriaria is the source of this 1356-nucleotide messenger RNA. RefSeq names its product protein RER1-like. The coding region runs from base 266 to 859 and encodes 197 amino acids. Gene Ontology annotation, cellular component: Golgi membrane. Gene Ontology annotation, biological process: retrograde vesicle-mediated transport, Golgi to endoplasmic reticulum; protein retention in ER lumen. The record is from RefSeq and is a predicted model, not a curated record. NCBI's taxonomy places the organism in Eukaryota, Metazoa, Arthropoda, Insecta, Coleoptera, Staphylinidae. The transcript is spliced from 5 exons.